Exophiala bonariae is the source of this 1170-nucleotide messenger RNA. RefSeq lists its product as uncharacterized. The record is from RefSeq and is a predicted model, not a curated record. The coding region runs from base 1 to 1170 and encodes 389 amino acids. Gene Ontology annotation, molecular function: oxidoreductase activity, acting on paired donors, with incorporation or reduction of molecular oxygen; heme binding; monooxygenase activity. NCBI's taxonomy places the organism in Eukaryota, Fungi, Ascomycota, Eurotiomycetes, Chaetothyriales, Herpotrichiellaceae. The transcript has a single exon.
AUGGAAACAACACAGAGGCAUCUUCACCGAAAAUAUGGACCUGUAGUUCGUAUCGCACCAAACGAAUUAUCAUUUUCAACCCCCGCCGCAGCACGAGAUAUUUUUACAGUUGGCAAAGGUUAUCAUAAAACCGACUUCUACAGCGUCUUUCCGCCACCCGGAAACCCAGAUUUGUUUACGGAGGUGAAUGAAGCAGUCCACGCAACUAAGAAGAGGAUAGCUUCGACUGCUUACAGCAUGGCCUCAAUGCUAGAAAUGGAGCCGAUAAUUGAUUCUACCAGCAAAAUUUUGAUAAAACGACUUGAAGAAGAGUUUAUCGCGAGGGAGAAGAGGCCAUGUGAUCUCGGAAAGUGGUUGCAUUUCUAUGCAUUCGAUGUCCUGGGUGAAGUAGCCUUUUCUCAGCAAUUUGGCUUCUUGAAAGCUGGAGCAGAUGUCGGAGACACCAUUCACGGGGUGGAAGACACUCUCUCGUAUUUUUCCAUCAUUGGACAGAUUCCGGAAUACCACAAACUUGCGCUGGGCAACCCCCUGGUCAACCUGAUCUCAAAGCCUAAAGGGUCCUUGAUCACGAAAAUAGCCAUGGGUGAAAUACAACGGCGAAAGGCGAUGGAAAAUGGGGAACUUACAAGGAAGGACCUACUUAGUCGUCUUUUCUCAGCCGCGGAACAGCAUCCCGGCAGGUUCACGGAAAUGGAUGUUUUCAGUAUUGCACACGGAGCUGUAUUUGCCGGCUCUGACUCGACUGCUUCAACUAUGCAAUCCACAUUCUACCACGUCUUGCAAUCCCCAGCAACAUAUGCAAAGCUCCUGGAGGAGAUCAACGAUAAGAUCGCUGCUGGAUUACUGUCAGACCCGGUUCAGUAUUCCGAAGCCAUUUCCAUGCCAUAUUUCCAGGCUGUACUGAAGGAGGCUAUGCGGAUGCGUCCUGGUGUUGGGAUCAGUAUGACACGCCAUGUUCCCGAUGGGGGUGCUCAAAUUGAUGGGCAGUUUUACCCUGGUGGGACCCGGGUCGGCGUAAAUGCCUGGGUCGUGCAUGAAGACAAACAAGUCUUUGGUGAGGAUGCUAAUAUCUUUCGACCUGAACGAUGGCUAGAAGCCAAUAGCAAGUGUAUGGAGAGGCAUUUAUAUCACGUCAGUCUGUCCAGAUCUAUUGGCUACUAUCUUUGCUAA